Molecule: messenger RNA, 3072 nt
Organism: Pygoscelis adeliae (Adelie penguin)
Lineage: Eukaryota; Metazoa; Chordata; Aves; Sphenisciformes; Spheniscidae
Product: zinc finger protein 407-like
Exons: 7
Coding region: 19-1983 (654 amino acids)
Biological process (GO): regulation of transcription by RNA polymerase II
Cellular component (GO): nucleus
Molecular function (GO): DNA-binding transcription factor activity, RNA polymerase II-specific; RNA polymerase II cis-regulatory region sequence-specific DNA binding
Source: RefSeq, a predicted model, not a curated record
UGUGUGGUGGCGUUUGUGAUGAAGAAGCAUUUGAAUACUCAUUUACUGGGCAAGCAUGGAGUUGGCACACCCAAAGAAAGGAAAUUUACAUGUCACCUGUGUGACAGGAGCUUCACGGAGAAGUGGGCGCUGAACAACCACAUGAAGCUGCACACGGGAGAGAAGCCGUUCAAGUGCACCUGGCCCACCUGCCAUUAUUCUUUCCUCACGGCCUCCGCCAUGAAGGACCACUUUAGGACUCACACAGGCGAGAAGUCGUUCCUCUGUGACCUUUGUGGCUUUGCCGGCGGGACACGUCAUGCCCUCACCAAGCAUCGGCGGCAGCACACAGGAGAGAAACCAUUCAAAUGUGAUGAGUGUAACUUCGCUUCCACAACACAAUCGCAUCUGACACGACAUAAGCGUGUCCAUACUGGAGAAAAGCCUUACAGAUGUCCCUGGUGUGACUACAGGUCUAACUGUGCUGAAAAUAUCCGUAAACACAUCUUACAUACAGGAAAGCAUGAAGGAGUGAAAAUGUAUAACUGUCCUAAAUGUGACUAUGGAACCAAUAUCCCUGUGGAGUUUCGUAACCACUUGAAAGAACUACACCCAGACAUUGAAAAUCCUGAUCUGGCAUACUUGCAUGCUGGCAUUGUGUCCAAGUCCUAUGAGUGCCGACUGAAGGGGCAAGGAGCAACCUUUGUGGAAACUACGAGUCCUUUUACUGCAGCAGCACUGGGAGAGGUUUCUCCAGUUAAAGAGAAGGUCUUUCGGGGCAGUAGAAGACAGCCACAGUCACCUGAAGAAGUUCAGCAAGUUAUUAUUAUUCAAGGAUACGAUCGAGACUUUGCAAUUGAUGCCUCUGUGGAAGAAACAGCAGCGGCUACCCUUCAGACUCUAGCAAUGGCUGGUCAGAUGGCGAGGGUGGUCCAUAUUACAGAAGACGGGCAAGUCAUAGCUACAAAUCAAAAUGGCUCACACGUGAGUAGUAUGGUUCCAGGGCAGAUACUUACCGAGCAGUUAGCAGAUGGUGCAACACAGGUGGUAGUGGUUGAAGGAACAGGAACUGAUAUGGAGGAGGCCGUUCAAAUAGAUGCAGUUCCUGACUCCAGUAGCACUGUACUGCAGCAGAUAAUGCGGCAAGAAGUUUUAGAUGCUUCUGAAGCUACGGUCCAUCCUCCAGACUCCUCCUCAGCAUUAGAUGCCCUGCUUUGUGCUGUAACAGAGCUGGGUGAAGUGGAAAACAAAUCUGGACUCCUUGACAGAUGCAGGUCUAGUCACAAAGAUUUCUUGCAAAUGCCAAACCCAGAGACGCCCAGCAUUCCCAGUGAUGCAGGGGGACAAGAAAUACAAAUGUUCCAUGAAGUUCAAGAGACUCAGGAAGAUACCAAACCUAUGGAAGUAGUGACGCGGGUCAUGCACCCAUCGGCUAUAAUUGCAUCUCAGGAGAGAGCUCAGGCUGCCUUCAAGAAAAUGGUCCAAGGAGUAUUACGGUUUGCUGUAUGUGAUACGACUGCAGCCGACCAGCUGAUGAAAGAAGGUGUCACUCAGGUCAUUGUAAAUGAGGAAGGGACUGUGCAUAUGGUAGCUAGAGAAGGCUCUCAGAUAAUUAUGCAGGAAGCUGGUAGCCAUGCGCUCAGUGUCCAAAGCGAGCACAUGGAUUUAGUUGAGUCGGAUGGGGAAAUAUCACAGAUUAUUGUCACAGAAGAAAUAGCUCAAGCCAUGGUUCAGGGUUCUGAUGGCGACUUCUCUGAAGGUGCAACCCACUACAUCGUCACAGAAUUGCCACCAGACAUGCAGGAUGAGCCUGGUGUGUACUCGCAUGCUGUGAUAGAGACAGCUGGGUCUCAAGAGAUUUUGCAGGCUGGUACUGCUAUAAAAGCAGAAGCUGUAUCCCCUGAUAGAGCAGAAGAACAGUUAACAAGCAUGGUCAUUUAUACAGAGGGUGGCUCACAAGUAAUUCAAGGCCAGAGAGAUGAUAAUGAAGUACGAGAAGCAUGAAGAGCUUCAUCUCCUAGGCUUGAUGCAGGGCAAAGCUGGAAAUUACCAGAUCCAUGGAGGCACUGUAUUCCUGGAACAUUUUCUGUAAAACAUUCUCAGUACAACACCCUCCUAGCCAGGUAACAAAUACGCACCCUGCGGGAGGUGAAGGUCAGCUACUAGGAGGCGUUCACUGAAAAGGAUAGUACAAUCUUGUUACAAUAGCUCUAAGAAUUAUUAUAUGGGAUUAUUAUAAAACAAGCGUAUUAGGCUACAAAAGAGGAUACCCCCCCAAAGUAGGUAUUGUUCUGUUCCUGCUUGCUUUGUUGUUUGUUUUUUUUUUUAAUGUUGUUUUAUCUCAGGGUAAUUCCCUGCCCUCUGUCAUUUUUGUCUAACAUAAUCACAGGAGUAAAAUAAUUCCACUUACAUGUACAUUUUGUGAACAGAUAAAUAAGCAAAAAAUACAAAACCCACAAUAACAAGGUGAACAGGUAAGCUUACGUACUAUAAUCGGUGCCCUUCAUUUUAAAGAAGAACAGGUGGCAUUUUGCUUUCUAGAAUCUUACUUUAAAAUAUCCCUGGCUAAAAAUGUCAUCAAAAGAAUUAUUUUUUGCAUCUAAAAUCAAAUUUUUCAUAGUAGCUUGCUCUUUCAUGGUAUCACAUAGGGCUUUCCAUAAAGAAGAGCUCAAAGAAGCUACAGUGCAGAAAAUUCUUGAUUAUACAUAUUCAGGAAGAAGAACUUGAUGUCUGUAACUUCCACUUAAUUUUAGAUGAGACUCCUACAUAAGAAAUGUGCAUUUUUUGAAAAAAAUUGUCACUGUCAGUGUUUUGCUUUUCUUAUAAAUAGUGCUUCAUAUAAAUACCAUUUUGCAGUUCAUUUUGUGAGCGACUUCUGAAAUGUUAUGGGGGGUUUUAAAGAAAAUUCUGACAUUGACAUUAACAAGUAGAAAAAAAAAAGGUGACCUUGUAUUUCUUGCUUAGUCCAGAAUGUCAGUUAUUUACUUGUGGAUAUACUGCAAUUGUUCAUGCAAGUUCAUAUUGAAAAGAUUUGUUCCAUGAUACAACUGCUUUUGUUUCUUUAAAAAAAUUGUAAAAUAUAAACUGGCAAGG